This is a messenger RNA of Strongylus vulgaris, 438 nucleotides long. The record is from the annotation of a GenBank genome assembly. NCBI's taxonomy places the organism in Eukaryota, Metazoa, Nematoda, Chromadorea, Rhabditida, Strongylidae.
AUGUCUGACGCCACAAUCACCUACGCAACAUUCAAUCCUUCUUCAGCCACUGGCGACGAUUUGUGGGAUAGUCUAGCGAAGACUGGCACGCUAUCCGGAGAAUUAUGGGGAAGGGAGGAGUUAGGAAUUGCUGUGUCGUCUCGCUUCCAUCUCGAAGGUUCAGCAUCUACAACCUGUAAUUUCUGUUUAGCAUGGUUUAUGCCACAGGUGGCGUUCGGCGCGAAAACAAGAUAUUAUAAGAGAUUCUAUACUCGAUAUGUUGGAGAUGAAGAUGGAGAUAUUGAAAAUUUGGUUACAAGAGCAAUAAAAGAAAGAGAUGCUUGGCGGUCAGAAAUUGAAAAAUGGCAAAACCCCAUCCUCAGCGAUGAUUCGCUCCCAGAAUGGUAUAGAUCUGCUAUUUUCAAUGAGCUUUAUUAUGUAGUGGAUGGUUCAACCAUG